Molecule: messenger RNA, 1489 nt
Organism: Odontomachus brunneus
Lineage: Eukaryota; Metazoa; Arthropoda; Insecta; Hymenoptera; Formicidae
Exons: 3
Coding region: 785-1381 (198 amino acids)
Source: RefSeq, a predicted model, not a curated record
CAUCAGUUCCGAGGUAGUGCAGCUAUGCGAUCUCAUGCGUUCGAGAACUAACCUAACCUAGGUUCGACAAGCUCACCCGAGAGCUCUCCCUCUCUUUUUAUCUCACUCUCGUAUCUCUGUCACUCUAACGCUGCGUUCAUGCGCAUCAUGCGUGGAAACGGAAUGCACCCAUAAACUGUAGAUAACGCGCGCAUAUGCGUGAAACGGAACGCGGCUUAAAAUGCGUAUGCGUGCGAUGCGUAUGUUUCCAUGGAAACAUCAUAACCUGACUAAUUACACGAGUGUGACAGUGGAAAAUCUGUUAUUUAAAAUAGAUAAAAAGUGACAAAAUAGAGAAAAAAAAUUAAACAAUGCGAUCUUGUUAUUUAUGUGGAAGAAAGGCUACAUGGCUAAAGGCUGGAAAUAUCUCUUUACAUAAGUAAAUAUAUUGUAAAAAAAUAAGCUGAAAUUCCCGAAUAAGCAACAUCUACGUCAAAAAUGGAUCAUAGCUUGCAGUUUGCAAGAAACAGAUGACGUUUCCAAUUUAUAUAUUUGCUCUAUUCAUUUCAAAUUGCCUCAGAAUUUCAUUGUACAAGCAAAAUGUAGAUUACCUCCUGGAGCUGUACCCAAUGAAGAUAUUAAUAAUAUUAUUAUAACUAGUCCAACAAAAAGAGAUGUACAAAAUGAUGCAGCAACUGAAAUACCACAUAUAUCAUUAAUAGAAAACUCAAUCAAUAGAAAUAUCUCUGAAUCAUUUAAAAUAAAAAUUAUAUCUGUUGCAUCUGAAGCAAUAGAUUUUGACGUAAUGAAUUCUAUAGUAAAGGAUUCCGAAGUAAUUAAUUCUGAAGUAAUAAAUUCUGGAGUAAUGGAUUCUGUAAUAAUGGAUUCUAAAGUAAUGGCCUUUGAAGUAAUAGAUUCUGAAGUAAAAGAUUCCAAAGUAAUGGGUUUUGGAGCAAUAGAUUCUGGAAUAAUGAAUUCUGAAGUAAUGGCCUUUGAAGUAAUAGAUUCUGUAGUAAAGGAUUCUGAAGUCAUAGAUUCUGGAGUAAUGGACUCUGCAAUAAUGGAUUCUGAAGUAGUCGACUCUAAAGUAAUAGAUUCUGAAAUAUUGGAUAAUGCAGUGCAGCCAAUAUUGGCAGCUUCUACUUCUCAUUUAUAUUCCGGAGAAAACGUUUCAACUCCUCCAAAAAAACGCUUGUUUGCAGAACCACGUUACAUUUCAGAAAUUACUAUCGCUGAUAUGAGUCCACCAAAAAGAGCAAAACGAGUUAUUAAUUUUAUAAAAAGGGUAGAUGACAAGAAAAGGAAAAAAAUAAAAUCUUUACAAGACCGCAAUAGAAAACUGCAAAAACGAAUAGCUACAUUGCAAGAAUUAGUUUCACAUUUAAAAAAAUCAAGACUCUGAAGAUGCUGGAGACAAUUUAAUGGUACAUUAAGGAAUUAUAUUGUUCGAUAAUAUACUUAUAUUUAUAUUUUUAUAUUUACAAUAUAAAAUACAAUAUAUGAAAUACAA